Solea solea (common sole) is the source of this 1245-nucleotide messenger RNA. RefSeq names its product carboxypeptidase O (gene cpo). The coding region runs from base 8 to 1135 and encodes 375 amino acids. Gene Ontology annotation, molecular function: zinc ion binding; metallocarboxypeptidase activity. The transcript is spliced from 9 exons. Lineage: Eukaryota; Metazoa; Chordata; Actinopteri; Pleuronectiformes; Soleidae. Gene Ontology annotation, biological process: proteolysis. The record is from RefSeq and is a predicted model, not a curated record.
GUCAGUUAUGCUCGCAGUCGUGAAGACGGAGUGUAUUAUCGCAAACAAAGUAGAGAUGCUUUACUGUGCGGCUCUGAGCUUUGUGGCGCUGCUCUCAGCCGUGGAAGCAGCGACAAUAGAGAGAGCGGAGUAUGACUACUACAAAUACCAUCCAAUGCCAGAGAUCUCCCAAUGGAUGAAACAGAUUGCACAGAAUUACACGGAUAUUGCAAGCAUAGAGGAUUAUGGAAAAACCUACGAGAACAGGACAAUUAGCUUACUUAAGAUUGGUCUCAAAACCGCGGGGACAAAGAAAGCCAUUUGGAUGGACUGUGGUAUACACGCCAGGGAAUGGAUUGCUCCGGCCUUCUGUCAGUACUUUGUCAGUCAGAUUCUGCAAACAUACAAAACAGACCCAAAAAUGGAAGAGAUGAUGAAGAACAUGGACUUCUACGUCACACCAGUGCUCAACAUGGACGGCUACAUCUACUCCUGGAAAGACAACAUAACUCGACUAUGGAGGAAGAACAGAACUCCAGGACCUGCAGGCUGCGACUGUUACGGCACCGAUCUCAACCGCAACUUUGAUGCCAAUUGGGGCAGUGUUGGGGUGUCGAGAGACUGCUGCGAAAACAUCUACUGCGGCAAAGGCGCUGCAUCUGAGCCUGAGGCUCAGGCUGUGGCUGAAUAUCUUGGAAAGCGGAAAAACGACUUCCUGUGUUUCCUCACCAUUCACUCCUACGGCCAGCUGCUCCUGAUUCCCUACGGCCAUCCGAACAUCUCUGCCCCCAACUAUGACGAGCUGAUGGAGGUGGGUUUGGCUGCAGCAGAGGCCAUUAAGGAGGUGCACGGGAUGGAAUACGCUGUAGGAACCUCCCCAGCUAUAUUGUACGCCAACUCUGGUUCAUCCAGAGACUGGGCUCGGAUGCAGGGGAUCCCAUUAGCUUUCACCUUCGAGCUCAGAGACAAAGGGCAACUUGGAUUCCUGCUCCCGGAGGAUCAGAUCCAGCCGGCAUGCGAGGAAGCCUACAGAGGAGCUCUACACAUCAUCACCUACGCCCAUGACAAGACUUUUGGUGGUGCUGCUGUGACGGCUGCUGCAGCCCUGUGGACAGUGCUGUUAGCGGUGGGUGUCACCGGCGCCAGCGUAAUGUAAACUGCACGAGGGAAGCUGACCAGAGCUGUACAGACCUCAGUCGUCAUGCAUACUGAUGAUUAUCAGGCCAUCAAUGUUGUAUGUGUAAAUAAAUUAUAUAAAUGACAAAA